Messenger RNA from Lottia gigantea (owl limpet), 492 nucleotides. RefSeq lists its product as hypothetical. The record is from RefSeq and is a predicted model, not a curated record. The transcript has 3 exons. The coding region runs from base 1 to 492 and encodes 163 amino acids. Lineage: Eukaryota; Metazoa; Mollusca; Gastropoda; Lottiidae.
AUGUCCAAGAAAUAUAUGUCCCGCCCGCCAUAUUGUUUUGGUGAUAUCCCUGAUUAUUCUACUCCGCCAAUGACAGUGGAGGAAUACCAAUAUUACGAACGAGAGUUUUUUGGAUUUUUGGAAGACAAAACAACCCAAAAACCGAUCGAAGAGGGAGCUGGCUUUAUCCAAAGAUUCUUGCAGUUUACAGGAAUUUCAAAGAUCACCAAAUAUGAAGAUAAAGUAUCAGGCAUCAAGUUCGAUACUCAACAAUAUAACAACGGUCAACUUGAUGGAGCAACAAGUGACAAAUUGGACUGCUUGAUACAAUCUGGUAAAACAACUCCUCAACAAUCUACCAAAAGAGUUGUGAGGACAGAAGAUAAAGCCACACAGACUGAUGGUGUUAUUACUUGUGAGCAGGAAGUUCAAACUAUUAGACCGAAAAGACGAGGUUUAAAGUCUAUGAGGCGAUUCUUCCGAUCCUGCAAGUGCUUCAAAACCGAAGAGUAG